AUGAACAACCUGGAGGAAGGGGUGGAGUUCCUCCCUGCCAUGAACUCCAAGAAGAUGGAGAAGCGCGGCCCAAAGUGUUGGGUCGUCCUCACCGGCGUGGUCGUCGGCAUCCUCCUUGUCUCCCUUGUCACCGGCCUCCUGGUCUGGCACUUCAAAUACAGGAAUGCAGCCGUCAGGAAGGUUUUCAAUGGCCACUUGAGGAUUCUGAACUGGGACUUCCUUGAUGCUUAUGAGAACUCCAGCUCUCCAGAGUUCAUCAUGCUGGCCAAGAAGGUGAAGAGCACGGUGGAGGAUAUCUACAGGGAUCAUGGAGAUAUUGGCCCUUACCACAAAGAGACCGUGAUAACCGCGUUCAGCGAAGGCAGUGUCAUUGCCUACUACUGGUCAGAGUUCCUUGUCCCCAAGUACCGGGAGGAGAGCCUGGACCGGGCCAUGGCCGACAAGCAGAGCCUGGUGCAGAAGCUGAACACGCGCCUGCGGAACCCCGUGCUGCAGGUGGAGUCGGUCGUGGCUUUCCCUGCGGACCCCACCAUAGCUUACUCCUCUCGGGACAAUAUCUGCAUGUUUGCCCUCCACGCCAAGGAAGGGGAGAUCACCACUUUCACCACACCAGGCUUCCCCAACAGCCCCUACCCCAACAAUGCCCUCUGCUACUGGACCCUGAGGGCAGAUGCCAACUCCAUCAUCAGCCUGACCUUCAAGACGCUGGAGCUGGAGCCGUGCACGGACGACAGUGACUACAUCAAGGUGUACAACUCCCUGAGCCCCGUGGAGCCCCACGCACUGGUCAGGCUCUGUGGGAAUUACGCCCCGUCCUACAACCUGACCUUCCUGUCCUCCCAGAACGUCAUGCUCGUCACGCUGGUGACCAACAAGGAGGGCAGAUUCCCCGGCUUCAAGGCUGAGUUCUUCCAGCUCCCAAAGAUGAAAGUCUGCGGUGGGGUUCUGAGAGGAGAGCGUGGCACCUUCACCACUCCCUAUUACCCAGCACACUACCCCCCAGCCAUGGACUGUGUCUGGAACAUCGAGGUUCCUUCUAGGAAGAACGUGAAGGUGCGUUUCAACAUGUUCUUUGUGCUGGAGCCCGGGAUCCCGGUCAGCUCCUGCACCAAGGACUAUGUGCAGAUCAACAGCACGAGGUACUGUGGGGAGCGGUCCCAGUUUGUGGUGGCCAGUACCACCGGCAGGAUAGAGGUCCGGUUCCACUCGGACCAGUCCUACACAGACACUGGCUUCUCUGCUGAGUACCUGUCCUAUGACUCCAGUGACCCCUGCCCCGGGCAGUUCACCUGCAACACGGGGCGCUGCAUCGACAGGAGCAUGCGCUGCGACGGGUGGCUGGACUGCGUGGAUGGCAGCGACGAGAGAUCCUGCACCUGCACCGACGAGCAGUUCAGGUGCCAGAACGGCUGGUGCAAGCCCAAGUUCUGGGUCUGUGACAACGUGAACGACUGUGGCGACAACAGCGAUGAGCUGCAGUGCAGCUGCGCCGCCGACAGCUUCAAGUGCAGCAACGGCAAGUGCGUCCCCAGCGCGCGCAAGUGCGAUGGCAAAGACGACUGCGGGGACGGGAGCGACGAGGGCACCUGCGGCAAAGGGGUCCAGGCGACGGUGUCAUGCAAGGAGUACACCUACAAGUGCCGCAGCGGGCACUGCAUCAGCAAACAGAACCCGGAGUGCGAUGGGGAGCAGGACUGUGAGGACAAUUCUGAUGAGGACAACUGCAGUGAGUAGCCUGGGGAGGGGGGGACAUGGGGUUGGGGUUAGAAACACGUAAGUCUGCAGAGAAAACAGGAAGUGUUCAAGGCCAGGUUGGACACAGGGGCUUGGAAGGUCCCUUCCAACCAUUCCAUGUGCCCUGUGACUCCCAGGUACUCAGACCCCAGCCUGUGGACAGCCUACCUGGGCCUCACGGACCAAGGCGACCGCAGCGGCGCCAACGUGCAGAUGCGGAAGAUCAAGCGCAUCAUCUCCCACCCCUACUUCAACGACUACACCUACGACUACGACAUCGCCGUGAUGGAGCUCCAGACCCCUGUCACCUUCUCCUCUGUUGUCCAGCCCAUCUGCCUGCCCGACGCCACACACAACUUCCCUGUGGGCAAGGACCUGUGGGUGACCGGGUGGGGAGCGACGGCGGAAGGAGGCAGCGGCGCCUCCGUCCUGCAGAAGGCAGAGAUCCGGAUCAUCAACCAGACCGUGUGCAACCAGCUGCUGACAGACCAGCUCACACCACGGAUGAUGUGCGUGGGGAUCCUGACCGGCGGCGUGGACGCCUGCCAGGGGGACUCGGGGGGGCCCCUGGUGAGCGUGGAGCCCAGCAGCCGCAUGUUCCUGGCCGGGGUGGUGAGCUGGGGCGACGGCUGCGCACAGAGGAACAAGCCCGGCGUGUACAGUCGCCUCACGAGCCUGCGGGACUGGAUCCAGCAGCAGACGGGGCUGUAA
Molecule: messenger RNA, 2445 nt
Organism: Nestor notabilis (Kea)
Lineage: Eukaryota; Metazoa; Chordata; Aves; Psittaciformes; Psittacidae
Gene: ST14
Product: suppression of tumorigenicity 14 (colon carcinoma)
Exons: 17
Biological process (GO): acrosome reaction; proteolysis
Cellular component (GO): membrane
Molecular function (GO): serine-type endopeptidase activity; protein binding
Source: RefSeq, a predicted model, not a curated record